Molecule: messenger RNA, 1267 nt
Organism: Corylus avellana
Lineage: Eukaryota; Viridiplantae; Streptophyta; Magnoliopsida; Fagales; Betulaceae
Source: RefSeq, a predicted model, not a curated record
GAUAUUAUACAGGCAAUGCCUCAUGAUGCUCACCCAAUGGGUGUACUUGUCAGCGCAAUGAGUGCUCUUUCCAUCUUUCAUCCUGAUGCCAAUCCUGCUCUUAGAGGCCAAGAUCUUUACCAGUCGAAACAAGUGAAAGACAAACAAAUAGCACGUGUUCUCGGGAAGGCACCCACCAUUGCUGCAGCAGCUUAUUUGAGGAUGGCAGGAAGGCCUCCAGUUCUCCCUUCCAGCAACCUUUCUUAUUCAGAGAAUUUCUUAUACAUGCUAGAUUCAUUAGGCAAUAGGUCAUAUAAACCCAAUACUAGACUAGCUCGAGUUCUAGAUAUUCUCUUCAUACUGCAUGCAGAACAUGAAAUGAAUUGCUCCACAGCUGCUGCUCGGCAUCUAGCAUCAAGUGGUGUUGAUGUAUACACUGCACUUGCUGGGGCUGUUGGAGCAUUGUAUGGUCCUCUUCAUGGUGGAGCUAAUGAGGCUGUUCUUAAGAUGCUGAGUGAGAUUGGAACUGUUGACAACAUUCCAGAGUUUAUUGAGGGUGUAAAAAACAGGAAGCGCAAGAUGUCAGGUUUUGGGCAUCGUGUGUACAAAAACUAUGAUCCAAGGGCCAAGGUGAUAAAGAAACUGGCAGAGGAAGUAUUCUCCAUUGUUGGCCGGGAUCCUCUGAUUGAGGUUGCUAUUGCUUUGGAGAAGGCUGCACUAUCUGAUGAGUAUUUUGUUAAGAGGAAGCUAUAUCCAAAUGUUGAUUUCUACUCGGGGUUAAUAUAUAGGGCAAUGGGAUUUCCAACGGAGUUCUUCCCUGUUUUAUUUGCAAUCCCACGAAUGGCUGGGUACUUGGCACACUGGAGAGAGUCUCUGGAUGAUCCUGAUACAAAGAUAAUGAGACCACAACAGGUUUAUACUGGGGUAUGGCUGCGGCAUUAUAUGCCACUCAACGAAAGGAUGGUUUCGACAGAGGCAGACAGGCUUGGUCGGGUGUCUAUUUCAAAUGCCUCUAGGCGGCGUUUGGCUGGAUCUGGGAUUUAAGCAUAAUCUGGGGUUCAUUCAAACAUGACAAAGGAUAAAUUUCCAAAUAUAUUUAUAGUAAGAAAUAAAUAUAUCUCUCUUUGCAGCUUUCUUCCCGGAAGGAUGCCUACAAGUAGAAGUGGAAUGGUUUCUGGGUCAAUGUAUUACAGCACAAAUAAGAACAUUGGUGUAUUGGUGUGUCUCUAUGCAUUAAUUUCAUCUUUUAAGUUACAAGCUUGAAAUCAAUAAUAAGCUUUUUUUAGCA